GGUAGAGUUUCUUUCUUUUCCCUGUGCAUCCAGCCAUAUUUAUCAAUCUAGGUCUCUUCCAUCAACACUAGAGAAUCCCAGAGCUGAUUGUGAUCUCACCUACUGCACCAACCGCCCCACAGCCCGUCACAGUCUUUGCAUCGACACACAACAAUCCCUUGCUGUGCCAAACAGAAAGAAAGAGAAAAAAGUUUCUAUUUCCCUUUUUGAUUUUUUCUUUUAAAAGAACCAACGUUGUAUCUUGGGUUAUCCUACUGAUCAAUCUGCUUAUAGAACUAGUGAAAGUGCACCCUUUACAAUGGACUUGAGAAACCUUUCCUCGACUCCAAAUCAAUUGGAUUCGAUGCAACGUCGCCCGUCUCUUUCCUCACUUUCUUCAACUUCAGGUUAUGCCUCUUCAACAUAUGGUAAUACCACUCCACAACUUUCUAAUCAAAGAAUAAACCAAGCUCGUAAUUUUGCUGGAUUAACUACAAAUUCUUCUAGCACCAAUCUUCAAGGUUCUUGGUUUAACGCAGGAACUCCCCCUGGUGGAUCUACUGUUCAAACUCAAGUGGUUAAUAAUGUUGCUCCAUGGGUGGAACAACAACAAGCUCAACAACAAGCAGGUGUUGGAGCCUUGGGAAAGCCAGAAAAGCUGGGCAGCAAGAGACUGAGUUCCAAUGGACCAGGUGGACGUGUUAAUAACAAUGGGAACCAUAACAACAAUACUAAUAUUGAACAAUCAUCGAUGGUCAAUGGAUCUUCCAAUGAUAAUGAAGGAAUCAAUAGACAUGAAGAAGAUGAAGAAGAUGAAGAUGUUGAUGGUGAAGAUAGAGAACUUGAUGAUGAUGAUGAACUUAUCCCAACUGCAAUUGUAAUUAAAAACAUUCCAUUUGCCAUCAAAAAGGAACAAUUAUUGGAUGUUAUGACCAAAUUAAAUCUCCCACUUCCUUAUGCAUUCAAUUAUCAUUUCGAUAAUGGUGUCUUUAGAGGAUUGGCAUUUGCAAACUUUACUCUGACUAAUGAAACUUCACUGGUUGUUAAUUUACUUAAUGGUAGAGAAAUUGGCGGUAGAAAAUUAAGAGUUGAAUACAAAAAAAUGCUUCCAUUACAAGAAAGAGAAAGAAUUGAACGGGAAAAGAGAGAAAAAAGAGGACAAUUGGAAGAACAACAUCGUUCUACAUCUAAUGCCUCCUUAGCUUCAUUAAUGUCAACUGCUUCUACCACUGCUGCCACCAAGAACUUGAGUGUAAGUGGUAGUGGGACCCAAAACACUCUGCAAACUGAAAGACUUUUUGUUGCAUUCCCACUGCAAGUACAACUGGCCCUGCCACUCCCACUUAUUCCUGCAGAAGUCAACUUUAAUGAUCCUGAUGUAUUGGAUUUAUACACUCAACUUGUACUUUAUCGUGAUGAUUCUACCAAGUCUGUAUUUGAAUUGGCUUUCCCUCUGACUUUAACCAUUGGUCAGAGAAAAAUUCUUCUGAUUUUAGCUUCCUUUUUAAAUUUAUUGGAAUUAUAUGAUAAUGGGAUUAUCAUUAUUAGAAGAAAGCCAGGUCAAGCUCCACUUGCUAGACUGACCUUGGUAAUUUCUCCUCAUCCUCCAUCUCAUUCAUCUUCUAUGAUGAAUUUGAAUCAAUUGAAUACCAAUGGAGGUGCUACCCCUGUACCAACUGCUGGAUCUGGUCAACCUGAAUUAUUAAGAUCUCAUUCACAAUCUGCCAUUCCUAUUUCUACUAGACCAAUGACUCAAAGUUCCACUCCAAUUCAACUGCAAUUCCCUCAAUAUCAACAAUCAUCUACUGCAAAUCAAUCGAUUAGUAGUACUGGAGGAGGGAAUUCUGGAAGAUCAAUGUAUGCUCCACAAGCCACUACAUCAUCUUAUUACCAACCACCUCCCCCACCACCACAACAACAGCAACAACAACCAAACCAACAACAGGGGGGAACUACCCAACAUGGUCAAUCUUAUCAACAAGGUCCACCACCACCAUCGGUAGCUCAAGGUUCAUCACAAACAAACACUCCUGCUAUGGGAUCAAGUGCUGCAGCCUUGUUAAGAUCUUCAAAUAAUAGAUCAUAUGUUGAUGUUCGUGCCACUCCUCCAUUACAGAAUUCAUUUAUUCAUCAUGGAACGGAAUCACCAACUCCUCAACAUCAUCAUUUCUUUUCUAAUGGGAUCCAAUUACAAAGUGGUCAAGUUUCUCAACCUGGAACUCCAUUGACUGGAAGUGAUAUCAAUUCAAGAUUUGCACCAUUUGGUCAACAUUCCAACUUGACCGGUAGUUAUACGUCUUUAUCAACCACUCAACCUCAAGGACAAAACCAAUCGGGUGGUCAACCAACACCACAACCUUCAACUCAACCACCAUCGCAACCGCAACAACAACAACAACAACAACCGCAACCUUCACACCAACAUCACCAUCAACACCAUUCACACCAACAACCACCAACACAACAAGCUCCACAUUAUGUCUCCUCUGAAGAUUAUCAAGAAGGAAUUCAACAAAAAUUUGGAGGCUUGAAUUUGGGUAACACUUACGAUGCAGCCAACACCAGUGGCAGUGGAUCCAAUAACGGCAUCUGGGGACCAAAAUGAUACGAAUAUGAAGAUGUACGCUCUUAUGCUAAUGAUUAUGUGUUAUGAUUAUGAUAUAUGUUUUCCUUUCUUACAAAAUGCUGGACACAGCUAUAUAGAGUAUAUUGUAAUGAACACUG
Molecule: messenger RNA, 2703 nt
Organism: [Candida] anglica
Lineage: Eukaryota; Fungi; Ascomycota; Pichiomycetes; Serinales; Debaryomycetaceae
Source: the annotation of a GenBank genome assembly